ACGGCUCGAUCCUGUCGGACAUCGAGCAAGAACCGUUCUACGAGAUAAUCACGAAAUUCUGAUCCCCUGCUGUGCCCCAAAACCUUCGCCAUUUCCCGGCCACCGCUACUGGUCGCCGCCGAUCAGAAAUUUUGGUGUUUCUUUUCGUCUCCAGCAAAGGUAAAAGGUCUCCGGGAUAAGCCGUUUGUCCUGAUUCAUUAAAUUAGUGAAAGCUCCAGGCUUUCAUCUCGUCCAUGAUACCCCCUGCUUCAGGAUUUCAUCAAGGACAUGAGUUAUUGUAUUGUAGAAUGGAGAAUGCUGCAGAAAAGACAGUCCAAGAUAGUGAUAGAGAUGAUGCUAGCCAUCCAAGUGAUGGGGAAGUGGGAGCUUUCUCUUCUAACACAUCUGGAGAAGUGGAUAGCUGUAAUUUAGAGCUAUCUGAAGUUUUAUCUCCUGAGCAGGCUAAGAAAGAACUGAUGGGUCAGGUUGUUCAAAAUGAAAAGGAGGCCUACAGGCUAUAUCGUGAUUAUGGGAGGAAUAUGGGAUUCAAUGUCCGUAAAGGAAAACAAUAUUAUUACACAGGAUCAAGAAACAUCCGAAAGAAGUAUUACUAUUGUUCAAAGGAAGGGGCAAAGAUCGACAAACUUAGCAGCAAGUCGAAGUUUCAUAGAAAGGAUGUUAGAACAGGAUGCAAAGCAUUUGUGCAAUUUACAGUUGAUGAGAAGGGGCAAUGGAAGGUGACUAAGAUGGGUGUUGAGCAUAACCAUGACUUGGUUAAGCCUAAAGAAAGGCAUGUGUUGAAACCUAUAAGUUCAUCUAAAAGUGCAGAGGCUUCCCUACCAUAUUCAACCAUGGAUGUUGAAAUUCAUACAUUGAAUGCAGAUUCCGGUGGUGACACUGAAAAUGGUGAUAGUUUUGUCAACUUGCAGCAAAUGGCACAGAUCAAUGUGGAAGAAACUAGAAGCUUAAUUAGUUAUUUUAAACGCAAGGCUGGAGAGGAAGGCAUGUUUUACUGGGAUGUGCAGGUUGAUCAUGAAGGUAGAAUGACUAACAUCUUCUGGAGGGAUGGUAGGUCGAGAAUCGACUAUGACUGUUUCUGUGACGUCGUGUCUUUCGAUAGCACUUCUCACAUAAAAAAAUAUGGCUUUACAUGUGUACCAUUAAUAGGGGUUAAUCAUCAUUGGCAGAAUGUUAUGUUUGGAUGUGCUUUCUUAUUAGAUGAAACAGAAGCUUCUUUUGUUUGGCUUUUGAAGACAUUUUUGGAAUCAAUGGGAAAUCGACCACCCAGAACUAUUCUCACUAAUGAUGAUGUAGCAUUAGAAAGGGCUAUAGAGCUGGUUCUUCCCUCUACUAGACAUCGCCUUUGUCUAUGGCACAUUUUGAAAAAAGCUUCUUCUUGUUUUGGUAGCCUUAAUUCAAGCAAAAGGCUCCUAGACUCGUUUGAUAAAUGUUUGCAAGGAUGUGACUCAGAGAUGGAAUUUGAAGAAACUUGGAGAAAGAUGGUCCUUGAUUACGGUGUCGAAGAUCAUGAAUGGCUUAACAACUUGUAUAAGAACCGGCAAAAGUGGUGCUCAGUUCUUAGCAAAGAUUGUUUUGAUGGUGGUAUUGAGUCACCGCGGCGCUCUGAGAGCUUUGAAAAUGUUUUGAAUAGCAUAGUUGACAGAUCAAUCUCACUUGGCGAGUUUACCCAUGAAUUCGAGAAACUGCUCGAAGAUUGGCGUCAAAAUGAAGAGAAAGAGGACCUUGCUUGCCGGCAAGAUGGACCUCGACGUGCAAUUGAGCAUAGUGAUAUCUUGAACCAUGCAGCUAAACUGUACACACAUAAGAUGUAUAAGAUAUUUGAGGAAGAAUUUCUUGAUGGAUGUUGUGCAGCAUCUUUUAGAGAGAUUCAUUGUGGCGGUGAUUUGUAUAAAUUUGAGCUGACAAUGCAGGGAAGAGAUUCCAAGGUGUGGAUUGUCCACCUUGACAUAUCUAAAAUGGAGCUCUGUUGUACAUGUAACAAAUUCAACACCAUGGGGAUACUCUGUUCCCAUGCUUUGAAAGCUCUGAGUCUAAAAAAUGUAAAUAGAAUUCCAGAGAACUAUAUUAUUAAAAGGUGGACUAAAGAUGCUAGAAAAGGAGUUUAUAGGCUUGAAGGAAGCUGGCAACUGUUGGGGGAAGAUCUUGAAGAUGAAUUUAAAUAUCACAACCUCGCAAUUCGCUAUGCAUAUGACCUUGUAAUGAGAAGCCAAGGUCAUAAACAGGCCAGAAAAAUCAUAUGGGAUUCAUUUUUGCGAGGCGAAAGGCAACUCGAUUCCUUUUUCGAGAAGAAAUGUUUGGAUGAAAAUUCUGGUAAUCGAGAUAACUCAGAUGAAUCUGAGUGUGAAGAAGCUGGUGAGAAAAGUCUAAGAACAUCAUCGCUUAGGAAAUCAAAUUCAAGAAAAACAAAGAAGAAGCGAUCUGUUGAUCUAUAUCGAGGUGAUGAGUUUGGUGAACCUAAUUGCAGCGCAUUUCCUCCCCUAUGUAAUUCAACAUCUGGGACUCAGCUGGGAUUUUUCCCUUCCCUCUCACCGGGUUGUUUCUCUCCUCCAAUGUAUACCCCCCUAUCACAAAUGCCAACGCAGAUUUCAAACAUUAAUUGGGUCCUUGGAUCCCCUCCCUCUUAUGCAUCAAAUGCGCAAGGAAACCAAAACGCUGCUCAAAAUCUGCAUCUAUGAUAUCCUUUCAUUACCAGCUGGUUCUGCUUCUGAGCCAGUCUU
Messenger RNA from Dendrobium catenatum, 2717 nucleotides. RefSeq names its product protein FAR1-RELATED SEQUENCE 5. Bases 234 to 2675 code for a protein of 813 amino acids. Gene Ontology annotation, molecular function: zinc ion binding. The transcript is spliced from 4 exons. The record is from RefSeq and is a predicted model, not a curated record. Gene Ontology annotation, biological process: regulation of DNA-templated transcription. NCBI's taxonomy places the organism in Eukaryota, Viridiplantae, Streptophyta, Magnoliopsida, Asparagales, Orchidaceae.